GAAACUAUACAUGCGUGCGUGUGAGAGCAGAUCUAUAAGCUGUAUCAUCACUUCUUGUGGCACAGAAACUCCAUCACACGUGCACGGCGCGCACGCUGCAGCCACCACACUCAUGCUACACGAGGCAGGACGUGGAGUAAAAUCACUCUAAGUGGGGACACCGUGGAGGUCGCAGAGUGCAGGUGGAGCGAGGACCCAAAAAAACCCCUCAGGGAUAUGUCCAACAACACUGGAAGAGGUCAUGGGGGUCUUAACCAACUAGGUGGAAUGUUUGUUAAUGGCCGCCCACUUCCGGAGGUGAUCCGGCAGCGCAUUGUGGACAUGGCCCACCAGGGGGUUCGGCCCUGUGACAUUUCUCGGCAGCUCAGAGUCAGCCAUGGCUGCGUCAGCAAGAUCCUGGGACGCUACUACGAAACAGGCAGCAUCAAGCCCGGCGUGAUCGGCGGCUCCAAACCUAAAGUGGCCACCCCAAAGGUGGUGGAGAAGAUUGCAGAGUAUAAACGGCAGAACCCCACCAUGUUUGCCUGGGAAAUCAGGGACCGCCUGCUGGCAGAGGGCGUGUGUGACAGUGACACAGUUCCCAGUGUGAGCUCUAUUAACAGAAUAAUCCGAACAAAGGUCCAACAGCCCUUCAAUCUGCCUCUGGAUGGAAAAGGCUUGAGUCCUGGCCAAACUCUAAUCCCUAGUUCAACUGUCACCCCUCCCGAGUCUCCACAGUCAGACUCUUUGGGCUCCACCUACUCCAUCAGUGGCUUGCUCGGGAUUCCGCAGCCCACCACCGACGGCAAGCGGAGCCUUGAUGACAAGUGUUUUUCUUUUUCUUUUUCUCCUGGACAUGCAUUUCCAAGACUGUUCAACAUAGGUGGAGGUGAUCAGGAGAGCUGUCGGCACAGCGUGGACUCUCAGGGCAGCGGGGGCGUCCCAAGGAAACAGAUGAGACUGGAUCACUUCCCCGCAGUCAUGCAACACUUGGAUUGUGGGUUUGAUCGUCACCACUACCCGCCAGACUCUUUCAGUUCCGCCUCCAGCAGCAAGACAGAGCAGACUUUGUACCCACUGUCCCUCAUCAAUGGCAGUUUAGAAGAGGUCAAGAACAACUUGUCAGCAUCCAGCUCGGCCAUCGGACGAAACUUGACAGCACACCAAAGCUACACCAUGGUGGCUGAGCCCGUACAGUCGCUACCGCUUUGCCUCAAACAGGAAAUGUCCCCAGAAGUGACCAGCACAAGCCCCUCCCCAAACAUGGCGGCUUCCAGCCUGGCCUACAAGGAGCUUCAGAAGCAAGUUUCUUUUGGUAGCAGCUGCAGUAGCUCCACCCAUUUCACCAAUGCCUUCAACUCAUUUUCCCAUCAUGCACCAGUGUAUGGACAGUUCAGCAGCCAAUCAAUCAUUUCAGGGCGUGACAUGGUGAGCUCCACCCUUCCAGGUUACCCGCCUCACAUCACCUCUCCUGCCCAGACAGGGUACUCCUCCUCUGCCAUCACAGGGAUGGUUGCAGGUGCAGAAUAUUCGGGUCAGUCCUACAGUCACUCGCCGUACACCUCCUACAGUGAAGCCUGGAGGUUCACCAACUCCAGUAUACUCAGUUCACCGUAUUACUACGGCUCAGCAUCCCGCACAGCUCCACCAUCCACAGCCGCCUAUGAUCACCUCUAGUCCCUGCUGUGUGGCCAUGGUGGACCUGAAUCCACCUGGACCAGGAUCAGAAGCAGAGGUUUGAAGAUCUUCAACCACCUGGCACAUCUGAUUAUGGAUCAGAAAUCCCAAAACUGGGUGUGAGCUCAAGACUCAGCUGAGGAAACAACCCGUCAUUUUUCUACAUGUCACGUUCUUCUGAUAUGUUAUUUAUUUGUUCUACUAAUACCAUUGCCCAGGGUAACUUGUGCACGUUUACACAUUGCAGACACUCCUCUGGCCUUGCUGGUGCAUAUUUCAGCUGGAGCUCUCACGCUGUUUUGGCCAAAGACUUUGUUUCUACAGCUUGACACCUCUGAGAUUAGGGAUAUGCAACUUCUUAUACUGGAAUAUGCCUGCUUUUGUUUACAGUGUUUAUUUGUUGUUGAUUGUAAAUCUUGUCCUCUCGUUACAAAUGAAUUCCUGAUCUGUGUUUGCUUGCAAAUUAAUUUUGUGAUUGUUUUCACUGUAUAAACUCAAACAUUAGGAGUGUCCUUUGGAGGACACUGGCAGACUAAAGGGUGGCACAUCAAAUCAUAAUUACAGCAAAAUGACCACAUAUGCCCCUUAAUGACAAUUUAACUGUCUAGCAAUAUGUAUAUAUUGUAAAUUAUGUAUUAUUGAUAGGGAAAUGAUGCAGUUUUAUUCCGCAAAUGAAGGGUGAUGAGGAUUGGGUUGAAUUGCAUUUGUUUAUCUUAAAAUUUGUUGAGUUUGAUGUCAUGCUGAUGUGAUGUUUGGUAAGAACUGUGACUAUUUUUUCUUAUACUGUUAUUAAUAUUAUUGCAGAUGUAAAUAAGGGAUUUCUAAAGAAGUAUUUUAAUUAAAGCAUGGCAAAUUUA
Thalassophryne amazonica is the source of this 2513-nucleotide messenger RNA. RefSeq names its product paired box 8 (gene pax8). Gene Ontology annotation, biological process: anatomical structure development; regulation of transcription by RNA polymerase II. The transcript is spliced from 12 exons. The record is from RefSeq and is a predicted model, not a curated record. NCBI's taxonomy places the organism in Eukaryota, Metazoa, Chordata, Actinopteri, Batrachoidiformes, Batrachoididae. Bases 217 to 1656 code for a protein of 479 amino acids. Gene Ontology annotation, molecular function: DNA-binding transcription factor activity, RNA polymerase II-specific; RNA polymerase II cis-regulatory region sequence-specific DNA binding.